CUCCGAGGCUCUCCACCAGGUUUUCUAGAUACACCUGACCCCCACUGUCGAGCUCCGCAGCGUGGUACGGAUGCACACCUAUCGUGAGGAAACACUGAUCCGGUCGAGACCGCGCGAUGGCAAUGUUUAUAGGGAUGUCAGAUGGAGACAUGCCAGUAAUAUAGGCGCUACCGGAAUUCUAGCGAGAAAGGCUGUAAAUCCAUGCCCGAUAUCCAUCCGAGGCGCUCGGCAUCCCCCAUUGGUCUUGAACAUCAGUUUGGCUUAAAUGUCCAGAGAUCACCUUCGAUAGCGCAUCUCCACCUUCCAACCAUUAGCCGGAUUCGUUCCCCGUUAGGCUCAUCGAUCCUCAUAACCUGGAAUAUAAACGUCUUAUCACCCUGCGACAUCGCCACCACGCAACCGGUGGCACAUCUAUUCCCCGGCUCGGGACGCCUACCAAGGCCUGGUUCAUGUGGUUCGUGGCUUGCAGGACAGAAGGAUUCGGUAUGCCAUCUGGGUCCCGCACAGUACGCCAGCAUCGUCACGAUCCCGCCAGGCUUGACGCCCUCCGGAUGCGUCAUGCACGCCACUCACGCGGCAUCGUACCUCACACACCUUACACGCGGCUCUGCCUGUCCGAGACUUCAUCGCCAAGCCGGCGGUGCCACUUCUUGGUAUCUACCCCGUGAUUGCUAUUUUAAGGGGUGCUGCAACAAAUUGAUCCCGAGACAAGGGAGCUGGCAGCGCGGUGCGGUAAUUCAUAACGGGAAUGCAAGAGCAAACGAAGAAAUUACAACAAUCCCUAUGCCUGUGGAGGAAGAGUCCCUCUCUCGCAUAGUGGAUUUUCCGCCAUCAAAGGUCAAAACGCGGUACAGAGGAAGACGAGAAUACAAUCAUAAACUAUAGAACCGUACAGAUGCAGCAGUCCUUACUCUUAGAGCCCACAGUGCUGCCUCGUCCCUAGGAGCGGGUAUAUGCUUAAGAAAAAGUUGCAUGUCUAGGUACGUGAUCCUUCUACCCCUCCCUCCACCCGCUUUUUUAAUCUCUCCGGUUCUAAGCCGUCGAGGACCUUAAGGAUGCCGUGGGAGGUGC
Molecule: messenger RNA, 1071 nt
Organism: Durotheca rogersii
Lineage: Eukaryota; Fungi; Ascomycota; Sordariomycetes; Xylariales; Xylariaceae
Exons: 2
Coding region: 202-885 (227 amino acids)
Source: RefSeq, a predicted model, not a curated record